UUUUGUUAAAUAAAUUUUAAUGUUGAGAAAAUAAAAAUUUCAGUUCGGUUUUAUCCAUUCCUAAAAUAACAUCAUUAAAUUUUUUAUUUAAUAAAAUUUUUCAAGAAUUUUUGAUUCAAUUUAAGAAUUAUGUUGGAAACCGAAUCAGUUGUACAAACAGGACAUCAUUUAUCAUCAAUACCAUCAGAUGAUUAUGAUCCAUAUAUAUGUAAAUUAAGUUCACAAUUUAAAAAAAUUGCAAAAGAUGAUUUACGUGAAGAUGAAAAUAUACGUAAACAAGCAUUAACACAAUUUCGUGAAUGGAUCUCAAAACAUCCGCAUAUAAAAAAAUGUCGUACUGAUGCUGUAUUUUUAUUAAGAUUUUUACGUACAAAAAAAUUUUCAGUACAAUCAGCAUGUGAAAUGUUAGAAAAAUAUUUAACAAUACGUCAAUUAUAUCCAAUGUGGUUUCAAAAAUUAGAUAUUAAUGAUCCAAUAAUUAAUGAAAUAUUUGAAAAUGGUUAUUUAGUACCAUUACCACAACGUGAUGAAUAUGGUAGACAAAUAAUAUUAUCAGUUGCUGGUAAAUUUGAUCCAUAUAAAUAUACAUCAACACAUAUGGCACGUGUACAUUCAUUAAUAUGUGAAGCAUUACUUGAUGAUGAAGAAUCACAAGUUAGUGGUUAUGUAUAUGUUAAUGAUGAAUCUGGUAUGAAUAUGGGUUUUAUUAGUUUAUGGUCAAUAACUGAUUUAAGAAAUGUGAUAAAAUGUAUUCAAAAUUCAACACCAAUGAGACAUAAAGAAACUCAUUUUAUUGGUAUACCACAUUAUGGUGCUAAAAUAAUAGAAGUUGCUGUAUCAAUGCUUACAGAUAAAUUAAAAAAACGUAUAAUUUUGCAUAGAAAUGUUGAUGAAUUAAAAACAAAAAUUGAUCCAUCACUUUUACCAUUAGAAUAUGGUGGUACUGUACCAAUAGCUGAUAUGAUUGCACAAUUUAAAGAGAAAUUAUUAAAGAGACGUGCUGCAAUUUUAGCAUUAGAUGAUAUGCAAAUUGAAAUAACAAAAGAAUCAGCAAAUUUCGGUGGUAACAGUAUUGGUGAUAUAGAUGCUGGUGUUGUUGGUAGUUUUAGACGAUUAGAAGUUGAUUAAAUUUGUUUUUGUUUUUUUUUUUGAUUUUUAAAUCGUUUUUGUUUUUAUUAUAGACUUAAAAUGUAAAAAAUAAAAAUACGAGUAUGUA
This is a messenger RNA of Condylostylus longicornis, 1216 nucleotides long. Its product is annotated as clavesin-1. Gene Ontology annotation, molecular function: phosphatidylinositol bisphosphate binding. Gene Ontology annotation, cellular component: membrane. The record is from RefSeq and is a predicted model, not a curated record. NCBI's taxonomy places the organism in Eukaryota, Metazoa, Arthropoda, Insecta, Diptera, Dolichopodidae. The coding region runs from base 130 to 1128 and encodes 332 amino acids. The transcript is spliced from 4 exons.